Molecule: messenger RNA, 2108 nt
Organism: Folsomia candida
Lineage: Eukaryota; Metazoa; Arthropoda; Collembola; Entomobryomorpha; Isotomidae
Product: solute carrier family 43 member 3
Exons: 9
Coding region: 376-1860 (494 amino acids)
Source: RefSeq, a predicted model, not a curated record
CAAAAUCGUGAAAAGCAGUAAAUCAUUGCAUAGUCUGCUAAUUUAUUUUAAAAUUCUGCACGACGAAUUUGAAGAACAGGUCAUUCCCAAUUUAAAAAAAAUAUACUCCAUCCUUUUUAACUUUGUAAACGAGGAAAUCUCACGUUAAAAGAACGUUCAGAAACAUUGGAACUGACUUAAAAACUCACCGUUAUUCAAUUAAUCAGCUAACUGAUUACAAAUUCGUCGUCCAGAAUUGAGAUAGAAUUCCCACAGCCGAGAAAUUACUACGUAAUUUUGGUGUAGAGCCAUUGAGUCCUACCUUAAAUAAUUUGUAAAGCUUUAUAAUUGGAAUUUAAACAAAAUUCAUAAAAAUUUGUUAAAGAAUCUGGUAAGAUGCACCUCUGGAAAAGAAUAGUUUUCAUCGGGAUCGGAUUUUUUGAGUCGCUUACAGUCACCGGAAUUAUCUUUGGGUGGCCCGCACUCGUCCAUGUGUUUCAACUGGAAGGGAUUUUUUCCCAUUUUUGCCUUGAAGACGCCAAAUCUCAGGGCGAAUAUAAUACUAAUGGGACCGAAUUCGCAAACACGAGUGAUACUAAUUCUUCAAUUAUAAUCCGAUGUCCUCGGCAAGAUAACAUGUUUGGACUUUUGUACUCGUUGAUGAUUGCGAUGUAUGGAAUACCAAGUGCUUUAGUCGGGUUUUCACUGGAUUAUGCAGGAUUACGGUUUACCCGAGUUACGAGCGGAGCUAUGAUGAUUGGGGGAUUUAUUUGGGUCGGAUUAGCCACUGCAGCGAAUCCCUGGAUGGUGUGGCCUGGCAUGUUGUUAAUUUCAUUUGGAUCUAACGGAAUGCGUUUGAGCUCGCUUCAAUGCGGAAAUGCCUGGCCGGCAAAACGUUCCACUAUAAUGUUUUGCUACACAUCUGCUCAUGCAGCAUCAACCCUGGUGUUCCUCAUGUUUCAAUACGCCAACGCUGCAGGGAUAUCGCUACGUUCCACUUCAUUCGUAAUGUCUGCCGUUUGCGGGAUAACAUUAAUUUCGUCCUUCAUCCUACCGAAAAUGAAGGUUGAAUACCAGCCAAAAUUGUCCCUCGGAAAUAAUGAAGUUAACGACGCUGACAAUAAUUCCAUCCCCUUAAAUAAAAUCAACACGGACACUGAAGAGUCUAAAGGUAACCAGAGUCCCUCUGGGAAGGAGCCUGAUGUCAAAAUUCCACUAGGUCUGUCCAUCAAAACGAUGUCCUUCGUUUUCCACAAUGUCUGGCUGGUCAACAUCUACAUGACGCGAUUUUACGUGACGAGCUUCAACACGUGGGCCUGGAAGACGACGGACGAUCCAAACCAGAUUGCUUUUUACAACUCAUUUUCUGGAAUAUGUCUCAUAAUCUCGCCCUUCAUAAAUCCCAUUGGUGGACUGAUAACGGAUUUUAUGACGAAACGAGCUGACAAAAAGAAUGACCCUAUCGAAAGAUUGGCUGCAAAAUUUCGCGCACCCGCUUUUGUCCUUACAUUGGCGAGUGCAUUGACCUUAGCGGUUUACAUUUGCAAAAUAUCCUACUCGCCAAACGCCGUGUAUGUUUCGAUCGUUCUGAUAUCAAUUGUGAGGCCCAUUUCGAUCGCGAGUUUGUACUCGUACGUCCAAUUGCGGUUUUAUCCAGAGCAUUUCAACCGACUGACGGGAAUUUCCUACACCAUAAUUUCCAUCGUAGGUCUUCUUCAGUACCCACAAUAUUUAUGGUUAUUCAAAUCUGAAGAGUCUUAUCUUUGGGCAAGUUACACCUUCUGCUUCAUGAUCCUAUUGACCUUUAUUAGUCCGGGACAUUUAUUGGUUACCUCGCUUACACGAAAAUUUGCAGCGAAAGAAAUACGAAAUCGGAAAUAAGUUCAGUAGCACGUGUUAAAAUUUGGAAAAAUAAAUAUGUAAAAAGAAACGUGGUUGUGUACAUAUAUUUAAAUUCUACAAAUAAUAUAGUUUUGCAAUUAUUUUCACGAAGAUUUACUUAUUAUGUGAAUAAGGACGGAAAUUCUUUCCAAUUUAUGUCUUAAAAUUUAUAAUUAGAAAGAUAAAAAAUCAACUAACCUCUUGGGAAAUGGUUGGAAAUAGUUCUUUAAAUAAAUUUAUGUAAAAAA